This is a messenger RNA of Cryptococcus deneoformans JEC21, 944 nucleotides long. RefSeq lists its product as hypothetical. The transcript is spliced from 7 exons. NCBI's taxonomy places the organism in Eukaryota, Fungi, Basidiomycota, Tremellomycetes, Tremellales, Cryptococcaceae. The coding region runs from base 127 to 363 and encodes 78 amino acids. The record is from RefSeq and is a predicted model, not a curated record.
CUUUUAUCUUUUUUCGCUUCGUUUGCAUCUUGAUUGCUGCACUUCCUCGAAGGAGUAGAAGUUAAGCGUCUUUAGAAACCUUUCAAAUCUCUUUUGCCUAGCUUGUCGUGGAAGUGCCCUUUUAAAAUGACUCGUGGUGACCAGCGUGAACGUGACCGAGCUAAGGCCUUGAAGGCCCAAGCCGCCAAGGGUACCAAGCUUGCUGGUAGUCCUCAACAACGAAGGGAAGCCGACGCUAAGGCUGUUGCCGAGAAGCAAGCGCUCAAAGCCAAGGCUCGAGCUGAGGCUGAAGCUCGAGGAGAAUUAUCGGCCUACGACGCCAAGGUGGAAAAGAGGAAGCAGAAUGCCCAACAAAAGAAGUAGAACCAUCGUGUGUUAUACUUGCUUCUGAUUGGGAGCUCUAUUCCUCGAGAUUCAAUUGGCCGCGAAAGGGACGGAGAUAUUAUUGGCGUGAUAGAGAAACAACGAUGAGCGAGAGGAAGGAGUACUUAUUUCUAUAUUAUAUUAUAGAGAGGUCUGUUAGGCCGUAAUCAAGCAGCACGACAACAACCUGACAAAGGGGAUUUGUUUGAUACAGUCCAAAACGUCGCCGAUGUAACUCCUCCAUUGCCCGUUUUUCCUGUGAACAUCACUUGAAUCCAGGAAGAGGCUCAGCUCUUCCAAGCUCUUCGGACUGAAGUUUUCCCAAAUAGGACAAACUUCACUUAGUAUUGGAAGGCCAACAAUAUUAGCAUUGUGCCGAAAGUUCAAGCCUUCCAAUAUAUACGAAAUAGCUUUUGCAGCAUUCCAUGACAGGGAUAGUCUUGUUGCUUGCCGUUCCUACUACCGUAUGCCUUAGUCAUCUGCAGCAUAUUAUAUUCGGAUGAGCGAAUAGCUACUUUGACUACAAUGCGAUGUCGUAGCGCCUUACUUCGCCAAGCCCAUAUGCAACAAAUCUUCUCUUC